GGUUAUCUAACGCUGUAAGCAUUCCGUGGGGCGCGUAAGGAUGUCUUGCGCUAGCCAGUGUUAGCAAUGGUUCAACUUGGAGGUACUAGAUCGUAUGUUAAGAUUGUGCAAAACCGUGUGCAACAGCAGGCACACCGCUUGCAGCGACUUCUGCAUAGUAUUCUAAUGUCAGUAGGUCUCAGUAGAGCCUGUCUAUAUGUUUUAGGAGCGGCAAUACUGUCGUGGUGCUGCUGUUGAUGGAGACGUAUGUUUUAGAGCGAAACCAGGCGCUUCGCAGAACAAGC
Macroventuria anomochaeta is the source of this 284-nucleotide messenger RNA. RefSeq lists its product as uncharacterized. The record is from RefSeq and is a predicted model, not a curated record. The coding region runs from base 67 to 237 and encodes 56 amino acids. Lineage: Eukaryota; Fungi; Ascomycota; Dothideomycetes; Pleosporales; Didymellaceae. The transcript has a single exon.